AUGUGUGUGUGUGUGUGUGUGUGUGUAGAAUGUAUACCGGACUUAAGGGUGAAUGUGGACUUCCCUGGCAGCGAUGUGCUGCAGAUCUUCUUCCCUGAUGUGCUCCACUACCAGCGGGCCUGCAGUCAGCAUCACUCCUGCCAGUUCUUCACCUUUAUCAGGCCUGAAUGGACCAGGGAUAGCAGGUGCCUUAUGAACCAUCACACCACGACCGUUAAAGUUUGUGAGGUUUGUAACUGUCCCUGUCUGCCUAGGCAAUUCUGCUGUUACCUGAAGCACACAGAAUCUGGGGCACCAUCUCGAGUGACCGAGCUGGAGGGGACUUCCAGAGACUGCCAGAGAGCCUGUACAUCAGAUCCAGGAUGUCAGUUCUUCUCCUGGCUGAAUGAUGACUUUGCCAGACCUCAUUACAAAUACAAAUGCCACCUGAAGUUCUGUUGGUCAGUUUCAAAACCGCCAGCACUGAAGGUCCUGAGUGGGGUUGUGUCAGGCUUCUCGCAAAAGUUCUUCCAGAACAACAGUCGGUCAGAUGGUCAAACUGAACAGUGUGAGGCUCAGAUCCUCACAAAUACAGAUUUCCCCAGUCAUGAUUUUGAACAGAUUCCUGCAGUGUCUGCUGAGCACUGCCUGUUCCUCUGCUCUGCUCACCCUAAAUGCACCUACUUCUCUUAUGAAAAGCAGAAGAUGCGUUGUUUCCUGAAAGAUUCAAAAGAGGAGAAGCCUAUGAAGGCAAAAGGAGAAGUAUACUCUGGAAUGCCAUCACGCUUCUGUGAACUCCCUAGAGGUGUGUGUGUGUGCAUGCACAUGGCCUGCAGGAGGCGGUGUUUCCUAAAGCAGGUCAUCACUAUGCCUGUGCCUUCUAAAGUGGCGUCCCUGAAAGGGGUUGUGUCUGGAUGUUCUUUGAGGGGCUGCCGUGAUCCUAAACCAGAAGAGACUAUGGUGGCUGUGGAAAAGCCAGGACCCGGUCCAGGGCUGCCCCUCUUCCAGUCGUUCCGACGACUGCUCCCUCCCUUCCCCCCUACCCCUAUCCAUCCCUUCCCCGGCUCCGCGCUAGACCAGCCCGCCGCAGCGGGUUAUCAGCACUCCACGAGUGCUUCGGAUCACGACGUCCCAUUCCGGCUCCCCAGCUAUUCACUAGCCACAGCAAAGGCCCUUCGACCACCUCCUCACACUGCACGUUCCAGCUUUAACACCCUAUGGUACAGAAUGAGCUUGGACCCAAUGCAACAACAGCUUCAGGGAGACCCACGCAGCAACUGCUCCGCUGAGCUCCUGCUACCCUGCUACAACGGCUCCGCUGAGCCCCAUGCAGCAAAGCUACACAGAGCUACAGGACCCAUGCAACGACAGCUUCGCUGA
This is a messenger RNA of Alosa alosa (allis shad), 1359 nucleotides long. RefSeq lists its product as uncharacterized. Gene Ontology annotation, molecular function: protein binding. The transcript has 9 exons. Lineage: Eukaryota; Metazoa; Chordata; Actinopteri; Clupeiformes; Clupeidae. Gene Ontology annotation, biological process: proteolysis. Bases 1 to 1359 code for a protein of 452 amino acids. Gene Ontology annotation, cellular component: extracellular region. The record is from RefSeq and is a predicted model, not a curated record.